Ceratitis capitata (Mediterranean fruit fly) is the source of this 1212-nucleotide messenger RNA. RefSeq lists its product as uncharacterized. The coding region runs from base 132 to 1205 and encodes 357 amino acids. The record is from RefSeq and is a predicted model, not a curated record. NCBI's taxonomy places the organism in Eukaryota, Metazoa, Arthropoda, Insecta, Diptera, Tephritidae. The transcript has 4 exons.
UCAUCGAAUCAACGCUUUAUCGCGUUAUAAUUUUCGUUUUAAUAACUGCGCGUUGCUGUUUGUGUGCCGUGUGGCUUGAUAAUGUCCUUUACAACAGCAUAAAUAACAGUUAUAUUUAUCCGCACACAAAAAUGGCGGAAACGGAGGAUGUAGGCAUGUUUCGUGAAUCUCGUCGCAGUGCUUCGUUCGAUGCUUGCACCACUAACCAAGGCACUUCGGGCACUUGCCUCUCGCGCUUCAAUUGUAUGCGUCAGGGUGGCAUUCCGAAAGGAUUCUGCAAUACUUAUGGCGUGUGUUGCGAAACAAAUCUUCAAUGCGGUCAAAUUUCAAGUUCAAAGCGCAUUAUCAUUAAAAACCCAGUUCAACUGCCGUCCGUUUGCCAAUAUAUCAUUGCGCCGUACAGCAGCAACGUCUGUCAGUUGCUCAUCGAAUUUCAGCAUUUCGAGUUGGAGCAACCAACCAACGAUGCAACUCUCGGCACAUCGACUUGCAACGACAAGUUCACCGUGGACGAGUUUGUACUUUGCGGAGAGAAUACCGGCCAACACAUUUAUCUACGCUUCGAUGUGGCAGCGGGUGCAACACAAGCCACACUGGACUUCUCUCUGCCCCGCAGAUGGGCACAAUCCUCUUGGCAUUUGGUAGUCACACAGCUGGAGUGUCCCGCGGAGAAGAAACGUUUUGGUAGCGGCAUGCUGUUGCCGUUCAUGGGCCAAAGUAAUAUACAGGAUUUGCGCAAAAUUUUCUCAACCAAAAAUAGUGAUUGGGAUUUGCUAGCGCCAUUCGGCUGCGAUCAGUAUUUCCGCCAACCGACGGGCACAAUCAAAAGUUUCGGAAAUGUGUACUACAUGACGAAUCUGCACUACACGAUCUGCAUACGUCCAGUGGCGGGUUCUACGAUGAUAGAGUACACAGUGAAUUCAUUUUCUCUCUCUGCUGAGCGUACGGAUUUGUUUUACGAUGAAGGCUGCCAUCCCACAAUCCAGACUGAUGGUCGCCAAAAUGACUAUCUCAUGAUAUGGAAUGCAAUAUUCAAAGACAACGCCGUCAUGCAACCGACUUAUUUUUGUGGACAGGGUCUGCUUGUGGGCCAGGAGUUGGUUGCAACUGCGCCUUAUCAAAUGUACUUCAACAGCGACGAGCAAUGGGGCACUGAUGAAACUGGCUUCAGCAUAUCAUAUCGGGUGAAAUCGACGAUAAAUUAAUAAUUUU